Lytechinus pictus (painted urchin) is the source of this 3576-nucleotide messenger RNA. Its product is annotated as protein wntless homolog. The record is from RefSeq and is a predicted model, not a curated record. Gene Ontology annotation, molecular function: Wnt-protein binding. Gene Ontology annotation, cellular component: endomembrane system; organelle membrane. Bases 155 to 1708 code for a protein of 517 amino acids. NCBI's taxonomy places the organism in Eukaryota, Metazoa, Echinodermata, Echinoidea, Temnopleuroida, Toxopneustidae. Gene Ontology annotation, biological process: Wnt signaling pathway; Wnt protein secretion; intracellular protein transport. The transcript has 11 exons.
GACAUCCAAUUGAAUUGCCCGUCUUCAUAUCUCGAGCGGUCUGCUGAUGUCUGAAUUCACCCCCAUUUAAUUCCGAAUUGUACUUUCUCCUUUCCAAAAUCUGACAGUGAAAUUGCCUGAGAUCAGAGUGUUGGAUAAUACCUGAAGUUUCGUCAUGGCGGGUGUUGUGAUUGAAAACCUCAGCACAAAGAAAUUGAUGGGAAUUGUUGUUCUCCUUCUGCUGCUGCAAAUCAUCUGUUUUCUUGUGGGUGGUCUUAUCGCACCCUCGCCAACUUCUGCCCACACCCAUCUGGCUACAAAGUGUGUUGACCCCGCCAUCAGUCUUCAGAAGGCCUUUGUACCCCAUGGACCCGAUGCCUGCUCAAAGGUGUCCACAUUCGCCGAGGCGACGGAAAAGAACAUUGAGGCGGAUUGGAUCGUCUUUUCUAUCCUGAUGCCCCACCGUCCGAACAGGAUGGACCGCAGUUUCCAGUACAUGCUGGGUGUGAUGUCGCUGGAUAUUGUUUAUAAGGAGGAUAAUGAUAUGGGUGACGAGCCUGAACUGACCCUCCUUGUUGAGAUGAUGUAUAAUAACAAUGACAAUGCUCAAGGUGAAUGGAAAAAAAUGUACAGUAUCAAUGAGACCAGGAAACUCAAGUGUGAAUUCUAUCAUCAGAAGACUCCUGAAGCAGAAGGAUAUAGCUAUGACUGUGAGCCCAUCCCCCUCUUUGAGCUUGGUACAGUGCAUCACAAGUACUACCUCCUCAACGUCAGGUUACCCGUCUGGGAAGUCGACCCUGAUACACAGGAAGUCAUCAGAGAACUCAACACCAAUCUUGGAGCAGUCCAGGAACUCUCUGUUGUUGAGAUUCAUCAGAAUGGUGGAUUCACGCUGGUGUGGUUAACGUUGAAGACGGCCCUGUUCCCACUGGUUAUCCUAGCUAUGAUCUGGUUCUGGAAGAGGAUUGUUCAGCUGGCAAGGCCACCAGUGCUUCUUGAGAGAACAAUCCUAGCUCUGGCCAUCACAAUUAGCAUUCUAAAUUUACCUUUAGAGUGGCUAACAUUCUUCCAUGACAUGCCCUAUAUGUUAUUACUAAGUGACAUCCGACAAGGGGCCUGCUAUGCUAUGCUCUUUUCAUUCUGGAUCAUCUUUGUUGGAGAGCACAUGAUGGAUCAACAAGAGAGGAAUCGAUUGAAAGUUUACUGGAGACAAGUCGGUUCUAUGACUCUGGGCUGCAUGUGUCUCUUUGUUUUUGACGUUGUAGAAAGGGGUGUUCAGUUGACGAAUCCUUUCUACUCUUUGUGGAACACUGAGACGGGCAGACGUCUAGCUAUGAUCUUUGUGGUACUUGCUGGUAUCUGUGGCUUCCUAUAUACCAUCUUCCUUGUCUUCAUGGUCUGGGGUGUCUUCAAGAAUAUCAGCAUGAAAAGAGCUGCCCUUCCACAUAUGGUAGCUGCUAGGAGACUGCAUUAUGAGGGACUGAUCUACCGUUUUCGCUUCUUCAUGUUAUUCACCCUCGUCUGCGCCGUCAUGACGGCCAUCUUCUUUAUCUUCUCCCAAAUCAAUGAGGGCAACUGGAAGUGGGGGGAGGACAAGCACAACAUCCAGUACAGUAGCGCUUUCUUCACAGGGGUGUACGGCAUGUGGAACAUCUACGUUCUGGCAGUGCUCAUUCUCUAUGCUCCGUCACACAAGAACAAACCUUUAAGUUUCCAGAAUGGUAAGUGAGGCUUUAGCUGUUUGUUUGAAAUCUUGGGGGGUGUUUCGUCGUCAUCGUGCACCGACAACUGUCAGUUGACAAGGCUGAUAAUUGACUGAGAAUGAAUGGCUUCAGACCGUUACUAUGACAACUGUCAGUGAUUGACUAUUUGUUAGUGCUCUCAAUUUUCAUAAAACAGUGCCCUGGGCUUCUUGGGAUCCCUUCAAUUCAAAUUUACCCUAUAAACAAGGUUUUUAAAAACAUUUAGUUAAAUAAAACAGACUUAUUCAGUCAGCUUUUCAUCAGUCAUAAAAAUAAACUUCUUUCAAAAUGCAAAUAUCAAAGGCUGAACAUUUUGGAAAGAGAUUUUGCGGAAGGAGAAAGUGAAUGAAACACAACAGAGGUCUUGGUCAUUCUCCAACAGGACUUUUGGUUCAAACAUGUAUUGCAUAUACUACAAGGUUGACCUUGACUUCCAGGUUCAAGCUCCAUUAUCUGCAUUGUGUGGUGGGUGGGCUUAAAAAAGAGGGAAAGACCUGAAACUGAACAUCCUCCCCAAUUAAUCAUGAUUUGUGCGUUUAUUUCAUUGGUGAUUCCCGUUUGUUAUCUUAAUCUAGACUAGUAUACUUUAAUAAUGCACACCACCCCUGUAUGCUGUGAGCAAGAAGAAAUUGUAGGAAGAAUGCCUACCUGUAUAACUGGUAUUUCUUAUAGUAUUGAUAAAAGGGGAAUCCAUGUUUAGGAAUAAUAUGGUGUGUAUGAGAGGAAAAUCAAAACAUAGCCGUGGAAACUUUAAAGAAAUUGCAAAAGUAAUAAUUAAGUUAUGACUCAAUUAGUAUUGGAUCACUAAGUCUUGAUAUAUCAAAUUGGCAACGUGGUAAGUAAGUAAUGACAAGUGAUAGGGAUAAAAUUCUUAAUUGCUGUGUAUUAUCAGGAAUUUACACCUUUCUCAGUUCCUAUUCCCAUUGGCCAGUAAUCAACAUGUAUUAAAGUUUAUGCUCUUGUAAAUCAAAAAUAUUAUUUGAUGUGUAAAUCAUUGAACAAAUGACUAACUGCUUGUCUUAUUUGUCUCUAUCCUCCCAAAACACCUUUCCAUUUUGGUUGGAUGGAAGUCUGAAGUCUCCCAUAGGCAUUUGAGAAAGAGCGCCAUCUCUUGUUUAUGCUAAGAUAAUACUAACUUGUUGUGCCUGGCACUUCUACACUGCUGCAUAAUAAGAAAAAAAUUGAAGUAAUUUGAAUUCAUCAAAUACCAAACUGUUACUCAAUUAAAAUGCUGCUUCCUUUCUGACUACACCUGUUGAGUUGUAAACUUACAUGUAUUACCCCCAUACAUUUUUUUUAAAGGGAUGAUACAUGUGUGAAACAGUCUGCCAGAAAAGGUACUUUAAUACUGCUUCUUCAAUGUAUUUGAAGAUAGACUUGAUAAGCAUUGGGAGACGAUUGCCGAUGAUUAUGAGUGAUUUUUUUAAAAGUGAUUUCAUGUAUUUUUUUAGUUUGCUUUUGCUGUCCACCGUACCCCUGCCACCCCUCCCUGCAAACACAGGUAGUACAUUUAAAAGGAGAGCAGCAAUGGACAUUUCUACUUUGAUCGGUCCUAUGUAAUAAUAAUAAUGAUAAUGAUAAUGAUAAUGAUAAUGAUAAUGAUAAUGAUAAUGAUAAUGAUAAUGAUAAUGAUAAUGAUAUUGAUAUUGAUAAUGAUAAUAUAGGAUUCGUAUAGUGCACAUAUCCACCUUGCUAGGUGCUCAGGGCGCUCCUAUGAUACCCUGGCUAAGCUAGUCUACCGAUUUUGGUGCGCACAGCUUUUUGAGGAAUGUACAAUAUGUACAACAUUGUUGGAGUAAAGUAAAGUUAAGCAAAGUGAAGUAAGUAAGUAAGUAAAGUGAAGUAAAGUAAAGUG